Molecule: messenger RNA, 1791 nt
Organism: Fraxinus pennsylvanica
Lineage: Eukaryota; Viridiplantae; Streptophyta; Magnoliopsida; Lamiales; Oleaceae
Source: the annotation of a GenBank genome assembly
AUGGACAGAAGGGAAGGUAUCUUAGAUGGGAAAUGCAAAGGCAUCUGCAUUCUUGUUGUGAAUGAUGAUUUUACAUGUCGGAAUAUCGCGACUGAAAUGCUUAAGCACUGCCAUCAUGAAGAAUUGUAUACUGGACAAAUUUCGGAGGCUAUAAGUAUCAUGUGGGAGAGAAAGGAUAGAUUCGAACUGGUUUUAACAAAUGCUCACAGGUUAGAGUCGGACGAAUUUUAUAUCGUCCAAUGUGUUCAAAACCGGUUCAAUCUUCCUACCAUUUUAAUGUCACCAGAUAAGAUGAAGAUAGCAUCGAAUGGUGAAGAUUAUAUUGUUUCAGCAUAUGUUGUGAAUUCUCUGUGUCGAAAGGAUAUAAAUGGUCUUUGGCAAUCUGCAUUUAAGAAAGUAAAAGCCAACAAGGUGGAGGUGGUAGCUAAACUAGAAGGCAAUUCUCAAGAGAGAUCCAUGUCGUAUAAUGUAGUUGAAGCGGAGAAUAAUUUGUCAUCAAAUAGUGAGCCAACACAAGCUCAACAUCAACUAAAGAGAGAAGAAGAUAGAAAUUCAAGUGAACAAAAUGAAGUUGGCAAAGAUGAUUCCCAUAAUAAAAAGAAACCAAGGAUGGUUUGGACCAGAGAAAUGCAUCAGAAAUUCUUGGUAGCCAUCGACUUUUUAGGCCCGGAAAAAGCAGUACCAAAGAAAAUAGCUGAGAGAAUGAAAGUUCCCGGGUUAACCAGAGAAAAUGUUGCUAGUCAUUUGCAGAAAUAUCGCGAUUGCAAAAAAAGAGAUCAUGAUGUAAGUGUUAAUUCCAUGCAUGACACGAACACGAGAAAUCUAUACCAGGGAUCAGGUUAUUUUCCAUCCCUUUCGGUGUCAAGAUUCAACUCUUUGCAAAGGAAUUCCAUUACUGUACAACAGGGUUACACAACACCUUUUCACCAAGGUUCAUAUUUUUUGAAUGCAAAAGAAUCUACAAGCACCUUGAACUUGAGGCAAUCACAAUUACUUUCUGCAAACAAUCAGAGGGUCACUCGAUUCCUAAAUAGAACCGUGCCAGAAAGAAACAACUAUACAAAUCUUGGGAUUUCGCAACAGUUGCAACAGAAAUGCACUCCUAGAGUACAAGACAAAGAAGCAUAUGGUGAGAUCAAUAGAGAUAAUUCAUCUACAGGCACCAACCAGUCGACAAAUUCUAAUUCUACUUAUGUGUACGUCGGAUUGAGAUUUGCAAAUGAUGGAAAGUCAAUCAAGAGUAGCCAACAUAAAGUUUCUACUCAUAAUGUAAUCAGUACAGAAGCACUAGUUUCCGAUUUAAGAACUACUGGGGAUGAGUUAAAUUUUAAUUGGCUGGGAACAUCCACGAGUUAUAUCCAACCAAACAUGAGUUCAUUUUCGAGCCCUUCAACAUUGACAGACUGCAUUUCCUUACAGCCUUCUCAGCCAGAAACAUCUGCAUAUCAUAAUCCUUCAACGUUGAUCGAGGGCAUUUCCCAACAGCCUUUUCUGUUAGAAAAUCUUUCAAGAGAUAUGCAACAACGAAAAUUUAUGCCAAUUUUAAGACCAUCUUUGCCACGACUGCCAGCAAACGAGGAUGAUGUUCAACACGUUUCAACAUCAGAAAAUAGCAGCUUCCAUCAACACCCUUCUAUCCCAUUACCACAAAAAUUGCAAGAAUCAAACGAUUUUCUCACUGACAGGGAGAUGAACAAUAUUUUUAUAAAUGGAAUAGGAACUACAUAUCCUCAAUAUACUUUGGAAGACUUAGAUGAUUCAUUUUUUGUUGAUGAUGAAUCAGUUCGGUAA